Trichomonas vaginalis G3 is the source of this 17763-nucleotide messenger RNA. Its product is annotated as Second domain of FERM family. Lineage: Eukaryota; Parabasalia; Trichomonadida; Trichomonadidae. The transcript has a single exon. The record is from RefSeq and is a predicted model, not a curated record. Gene Ontology annotation, cellular component: cytoskeleton. The coding region runs from base 1 to 17763 and encodes 5920 amino acids.
AUGGAUUCAGUUGUUGCUUUAUAUACAGUAGAGCCAACUAAUCAUCCAGAAUUCUCUCCAUUUCAGUACUAUUUAGAUCAAUCAGGCAAGCUUGCAAUAGAUUUUGCCAAACAAUAUCUUAAUCUUAACAUAAAUUUAGAAUAUGAUGCAUUCUUCCAAAGACCAGAUGGAUCUUCUCAAUGGGUUGAGCCAGAUCAGUCCCUUCGACAGCAAGGAAUCCAAGAUGGAUUUAUCAUGGCCUUAAUUCCUUCUCAAAAUCUAAAUAACAAUCAGUCUCAACCAAUGCAGAUGGGAAUUCAAAGCAGUACAUAUGUUUCUGCCGAAGGUCAAUAUAAUAAUGUUCCUGAUCAAAACCAGCAGAUGAAUAAUGCAGAAGAUACUUUUAACUAUGCAUCUUACUACACUAAUGAUAAUAACAAUAACUAUAAUCAAUAUUAUACUAAUAACUUUAAUAGUGCAUUUUUCAACAGUGUAAAUGGCUUUCAGUCAUCAUACCAAUCAACAUACGGUUAUGCCCAACAAGAAAGUGAUGAAAGUCAAUACACAACAGGAAUGUACGCAAAAUUCAACAUUUCCGACUUUUACGAAACAGGAGAAUACGAUCCAAGCCAGUUCCAAUCAACAGACGAUUCUUCUUCUGCUCAACAAGUUGGUGUGGAACUAGAUAUUAACAUCAACGAUCAGAUUUCAGAAUUUCAGACAAUGAUGGGAUUUGGCGCCAUGACUGAUAACAGUAAUGCCGGAGAAUCCGAAUCAAUUACAAUGGAAACACAUUUCAUGUUUAAUAAAGAAAGCAUUCAAAAGGUUUACAGACUCAACAUGUCUCACGAUGAGAUGCUAACUGCAGCUUUAGCAGCUCUUGGCAAGUAUCAAGACGACAAAUACGGAAUUUUUAUUUCAUUACCAGAUGGAACAGAUGCGAAGUGGGUUGAACCAGAGAAAUUCCUUGAAGAUGUAUCACCAGGCCCUAACUAUCACGUUUACAUUAUCAAACUCUUAAAACCAAUUUUAGUCCAUUCGAAGCAUUUCAAAUCCCAAAAGCUUACUCUCGAUAUUUCCAAGAAAGUCUGCGAUUUGGUUGAAGAUAUCGCUAACUUUUUCAAGAUCGGAUCUUUCCGUUGUUACACAUUAUGCACUGUCGUCGGCAAAAGAGCCAUUUAUUUGUCCAUUGAUAAAUCAAUACCUGAACAGACUCGUUCCAUUAACGAGGUCUUCUUUGCUCGACAGUAUUUCCUUUUCACGAUGGAAGAUCUCGAAACUUUUGUAACAGCAGAAAUCGCAUACAAAGAUGCUGUUGAGUGUUCAAACUUCUCAGAGAUUGAGUUUUCUAAGGAAAAUCUCUUGAAGUACACCGCAUUACGAAUGAAUGCAGAUCCGAAAUUUGAUCCCAAGCAUAUUCCAGACGAUAUAUCGCCAUGGAUGCCUGGAUACCUCGCUAAGAAAGGUAAAGGUCAAGGAAGAGGACCUGUCGUCCAACAAUUCUUCGAACAAAACGGAACUGUCAACAAAUUCAAUGCUUACAGGAAGUUUAUCAAGUUAUGCCGCAAACUCGUUGGCUUUGCAGAAAGAAAAUACGAAUGCAAAGUCACAGCUCAAUAUCAGAAACAAGAAUUUUGUCUUGACCCGGCCGUUGUUUACAUUUCUCCAUACAGACUUGUUAUUCAUGAUGGUCUUAACGGAAAUCUCGAAGAAAAAAUCUCUUUCACCGAAAUCGUCCAAGUUCAAUGCGCCCAAGACAUGAUCAUAACCUUCUCUCCGAAACGAGAUGUCUUCGUACAAUACGUUUUUUCUGGUCCGAAAGUCGAAUCUAUGGCGAAAUCGAUAUCAAGAUAUCGAGAAAUCACAAACAUGAUUCUCCAAGACCGUUCAAAGAGAUAUUCGAACACCGGAGAUUUCAGAAAGCUCAUCAACAAGAAGUCCAGAAUCAGUCUUUUCACUUCAAAUACGAUCGACAAAGACGCAAUGAAGGAAUUCGAGUACGAUAAGAAGUUCACUGGUUCUAUCCUCAGACGCGCUGCAGAAUACUAUCUCAGCAUCCCUCACAAAGACGAUAGAGUUCUCAUGAUACAUUUAAUGGACGAUUUGUUCUGCUUCAUGAAGGACACAGAUGUCAUACAAUCUCUUUGCCUACAGAAUGGUAUGACACUCUACCUUCUCGAACCGAAAUACAACAUCAAGUACAUAUUUCCAGAUAAUACUUCCAUCAAAAUGGAAACAACGAUCACAAUGCCAAUCAGCGAUAUUGUUCCAUUGCUUUUCAAGGAGAAGCAUCAACAAGCAAUGCUCGGAUACACAUUGUGGUAUCAUGGCAUUGAUGGACAAUUGCAUCCAUUGGAUUCUCGUAAAACAAUUCCUGAACAAGUUUCUUAUUUCAAGAAAUUAUUCUUGAAGAGAAGAUUCUACAUCCUUUCGAAAGAAGUUCUUCAAGCAUUGUCCAGUGCUAUUCAGACAUUGCACGAUUGCAGGAACUAUCUUAUCGAAAACAAGAUCAAAGUUGAUUCAGAAACAGCUCUUAAACUUGCUUUGUAUUCUUUAUACGCACUUGGUGUAAAGAAUAUCAAGAAAGAUAAGCAAGAUUUGAAGCAAUUGGUUCCUCCAACAGUUUCUGUCAGCUCAUCUCUUCAGAGGAAGUUCGAUAAGAUGAUACAGGAAUCACAAGAUAUGACACAAAUGUCUGCUGCAAGAAAAUACAUCGGUAUUGUCAGAAAAAUCGAUGGAUUCGGUGCAGAAGAAUAUCCUUUCUAUCUCUACAGAGAUGAUGCAGAACCUCCACAUACCAUCAAAGAUGGAUCAUUCGUCAUUACUCCUUUAGGUUUAAGUGUCUUGGAUAAGAAAGGAAAAGUUGUUAUUGAGAAAAUCACUUAUCAUUCUCUCAAGCAGUUUAUCAUGCUUGGAAACAACUACAUUCUCAAGUACCAACAUCCUCCUAAGACAGGAAAGAUGAUCUACGUAAAUAUCUCAUCAGAUUUCGCGUUCGACAUCGAUGUUGUCAUUUCUUACAACUUGAGAUUGAUGAGACAAGUCAUGUUGUUGAACAGAGAACGCGAGAAACAAAAGAGAGAAGAGAUCAUUUUGAGAUGCUCAGGAGGCUGGAAAGAUGAAAAUGGAGUUGUCCACGGCCCAAUGGUUGAUCUCAGAUAUGGUUUGUUAUCCGACAACAUCCUCAAACAAGCAAUUUGGUUCGAUUUGGAUAUAACUCAAGAAGAAUUGGCCAGACAAUUAUUGGAUCUUUUACCACAUGAUCCGAAAGUCCAAUACGCAACAAUGAUCCAAGUCUUCAAAGGAGUUAUCCAUUGGCUCAAACCAGGAAUGAAGUUGAAAGAAGCACAGCCAUACCGUGAUUCCAUUGUUUACUUCCAUCCUGCUUUCGCGAAGAUCAAAUUCAUUUCGCCAAGAGAAACGGAAGGAACAAUGACAAUUCAGAUCGAAACAUUAGUUUGCGAUUUGAUUCCAAAGGUCGGUCUUUUACUCGAUGUUGAAUAUCCACAAGGAUACACAUUCUUUUACAAAGAAGGCAAUGAAUUGAUUCCUUUGGACACACAGAAGUCAAUUCCAGAACAAACAAGGGAUUAUUCUGUUUUGUACUUCCAAAGAUACUACUUUGUCAUCAACAAAGCUGAGUUCCAGUCCAAAUCAGCUCUCUCGACAUUGUAUUGGGAUACAAAGCUCUUGAUUCUCAGUGGAAAAGUCGAUAUGAGAAAAGAUGUCGCUUACGAAUUGUUGGUUUACGCUUUGAAUGCCGAAACAAGAGAAAAAGUCACAGAACACUCCCUUCCAGAGAAUUUCAAGAGUUUGUUACCAUAUGGAUUUCCAAUCCAAAAGGAAGCCAGAAAGGAAAUCAUCGACAUGAUCAAACAUAAACCAUGCAAAUCCCACACAGAUGCCAAACUCAAAUACAUCGCUUUGGCAAGAAUGUUACCAACAUUUGGUGCAAUCGAUUUCGAUGUCAUCUACAUGAAAUUCAAGAAGGACACGAGAGCAGACAUUCCUGCAAUUCUUGUUUGCAAUGCACAAUCAGUUAGAAUUGUCAGACAAGAUUUGCAAAAGGUUCUUCAACUCUGCGAAUACAGACAUUUCAUUCGCACAGAAUGCGUUGCAAAUGAAUUAUCUGUUAAGUUUUCAACAGAUGAUGCAGAAAAUUCAGUUUCUAUCCUUUGUGUUCUCGACAAACCAGAACUUGCCAGCUCUUUCAUUACAAUAGUUACUCAACUCUACAACUUAUUCCUCGAUUUGAGGAGAGAAGGUUUCAAUCCGAAGAAGGAAGAUGUAAACACUUCAAUCGAUAGAGUUGUUUUGAUCACAAAGAGAUGGGAUGAUUCCAAACGCGAGUUAAACAUCGCUUACGACAUGAGAUAUAAAGGAUCUGAUGUCAGAGCAAGAGCUGUCAGAGCUUUACAUCUCGAUCCAAGAAGAGAAUACACUCCAUUACUCAGACUUGCCAAAGAUGAGUACAGAUGGAUAAGACCUGAUGAUAUUUUAGGUCAUCACUUCCCAUGCGACAACAUGUACAUCACGAUCUUCUCGACAAAUGUCAAGAUUAUUGUCAAAUACAAAGACAUGGAGAUCGAACUUGUUGUCAACAUCACACAGCCAAUACAUAUGUUGGCUCCUUUGAUUGGUGAAUGCUUCAACAUCGAAUAUCCAACAGGUUUCACAUUAUUUUACGAAAGUCCAGGUCACAGUCCAGUUCCUCUUGAUUUGUACUACUCAAUUCCAGAGCAGUAUUCAGGCAAAUUCGAGUUCUUGUUCAUCAGAAGAUUCCUUGCUUUCACACACCAAGACAGAUACUUCCCAUACAUCUGUAGAUGUUUGUAUCCAGAUGUUUACGACGACAUCAUGGAUGGAGUUCCUGCUUUGGCUGAUAGCAAAGCAACAGAACUCGCAAUUUACUCAAUCUACGCAAAGAACAAAGAAAACGAUCCUGCAAAGAUCAAGAUUCCUAACACUCUUGACUUAUAUCCAAGGAAGACAUCUGCUGAACAGAUCCACGAGAAGUACAUCACUGAUACAAUUCGUAAUGGCAAAGUCAUCCAUAAGGAUAUCGCUAUGCAAAAGUACAUUGGAAUUGCAAAACAAUCAUUGCAUUUCGGAUGCACAAUUUUCAAGGUUAAAUUGUGUGAUGACAUGCAGAUCCAAGUUCCUCAGAAGGCUCGCGUAUCCAUUGGUCCAUUGGGUGUUCACAUCUAUGGAAGAGUCAACAUUGUUGAUGAUGGCCAAGAGAAGCCAAUCGAUUUGAAUGAGAAAAUUACUUACAAUUACAUCUGUGAUUUCAACAUCAUGAUCGAUCACGUCAUCUUGAGAGUUUCAAUGGUCAACUCGAGAAUCAGAACAUUUACUAUUUCCGCAAGACAUGUUAAAGAAAUGUUCGUAAUCUUGAGAUCAUUCAAGAUGAUUUUGUAUCCAUAUUUGCAAAGAAGAGAAGAAAUCCAGAAGGUAUCUCCUGAAUUACAGGAAAUCAUCGACAACAAGAACGGCUUAGUCGCUGUCUUUGUCUCCAAGAAAAUGUUCAUUCCAGAUCCUCCUGAAUUCCUCAUCCCAAGAACUCUCGAAUUCGAAAAAAUUGUCAUGUUACUUUGUCACUUUUUGGUUUUACCAUAUGAACCAGAAAAGUACGCUCUUAUCCAUUAUAAGAACAACGAGUACACACAGCUUAAGAGAUCAGAGAACUUGAUGUCUGUUGAUUGCCAGGAUGGCGAUGGCCUCAUUAUUCUCGAAGUCGAUUGCUACGCACAAUUCAUGAAUAUUUCUGGAAAUGUCAUUGAUUACGUGUUCAAUGUCUAUUCUCCAUUGUACGACAUUUUACCAGAUGUUUGCAAGCAAUUGGGCUACGGAACAUGGAUUGGCCACACAAUCUUUGUUACACAAGAUGAUGGAUCAACAAGAGCUCUUGAUAUCCAAAAGCCAUUGGCAAUGCAAGCGAAUUUAACUACUCCUUUGUUAGUUCGCAGAAGAUUCUUCUUGUUCUCAUUGGAAAUGCUUUCUCAGCCGGAUAUUUUGUUUGCUGUCUACAAAGACUGCAAAUAUCUUGUCACUAAGAAGAUGGUAAUGGUUUCUGAUGAUAUCCUUACACAAUUGCUGAUUCUUUCUCUUUACGCAACAGCUGAGAAGCCAGAAGAUGUUCCAAUGAUGAUUUCUCAAUUCAAGAAAGAAGAUUGGACAAUCUUUAUCCCAGCAAACUUCGAUGUUACAGAAGGUGUAAAGAAGAAAUUGAUUUCGUUCUUGCCAUACGUUCCAAUUCUUUCUAGACAAUUGGCCAUGUUCUAUUACAUCGGAACAGUCAUGGAUCUCAAAGGAUUCAAUGAUGAAGUUUUCAUGGUUACAAUUAACACAAUUUAUGCUCAAAUCGACUCAAUUUUGUAUCUCAAUCCAUGGAGAGUUUUCAUCCAAACAGAAGAAGAUGGAACAAUUGCAAUCAACACAACAUACAACUGGCUCAUUAAUCAUGAAUGUUCCAAUGAAAAGAUUAUUAUAAGAUUCAUGGAUCAAUCGAAUAAUAAUCAAUCAGAAUUCCACUUGUUCACAGGAUCUUACAAAGAUAUCAAUACCUUCUUAAGUAACAUCAUCUUCCUCUAUCAGUUGGAAGAGUUCUCCAACAUUUCCAAUAUCCUUGAAGGCUCUGCUUUCAUCAACAAUGGACAGAGAGUUUCAUUGACAAUGAACAACGCUGAAAUUCAAUUGGAAGUCAACAACAACAGAAGAAGAUCUUCAUCAGCAUCACAAGCUCCACCAGAUCUAAACAAUCCUCCAGUUGAAGAAGACAAUUAUAAUCCUGAUGACGAAACUGAAUUCAAUUUCAUUCAUACAUUCGAUGAUAAUAUCACUUCAAUUGAUUAUAACAUCGAUACUCCAAUGAUUACAUUUGAUGAUUAUAAUAUAGAUGAUGUUGAUGAUAAAAUUGAAGAUGUUGAAGUCGAAUACAAUAAACUGGAAAUUCCAGAUAUUGAUGAUAGAGAAGAUGAAAACAACAAAGUUCAAGAAGAUAACGAACCAAAAGAACAACAUCCAGCUAAUUUGUUGUGGCGUGCAAAUGAAGAAGGUUUGAACAUUUCAAGAGCUACAAAUAUCCUGAAUGAAAUCCAAGUCAAUUUGGAUGUUCCUGAAGAAACGAUUGUUCAUCAAGAUCCAACAGAAUUGUUCCAGAAAUUGGCAAUGAUCAAUGAUCAAGUUUCUAAUUUCGUUGAAUCAACAGAAAACGAAGAUUUGAGAGAACAAUUCAGUGAAAUUUACUCUCACAUUGAUUCAAUUGUUACAACAACACAAAACUUGGUUCAAACAAAUCAAUCAUUCGAAGCUGUUUCUGAAGACAUCAAAUCUCAAAUCCAAUCAGCAAUUUCUAUCAUCAAACCUGCAAUUGAUAGAACAAACAAUGCAAAGGUUGUUUUGAUUGAAAAGAUACAAGAUGAAAUGGCAAUGAAUAACUACAACAACGAGAAAGUUGAUGUUCCUCCUCUCGCUAAAGAUUUAAUUGGAAUUUCCGAAGUAUCUGAAUCAAUCACAAAUGAAUUGUUGUUUACAGCCAAACAAGCUGGAAUUGAUGUUGUUAGUUUCGUACAACAAAUCCAGAACACAUCAUCAACAUUAACAAUUCUCAGUGGUUCUAUUGCUGAUGCACAAAGUUCUUCGCAAUUUAAUGCUCACAUUCAACCACACAUCAAAACUGUUGGUAAUUACAUUGUUAGAUUGGAAGAAAUCGUGAAACAAGCUAAAGAAAAGAAUAUCGAGUUACCAAAUACAGAAAAGAGUCUCAAGAAGUUAAAGAAACUCUACAUGUCUGCACGCGAUAUUGUUUUAGUUGAAGCAGAUGUUGAAAACACUUCUGUUGUUGAGAAAUCAUCAAAUGCUUCAUUGAGAUUGUCCAAUGCUGAAAAACUUUCUGCAAAUAAUACUCCAACAGACAGAAUGUCAAUUAUCAUUGAGAAAACAUCCAAUACACAAGAACCAUCACCAAUUGCUCCAACAGAAUCAAAUCCAGUUUCAUUUGGUGAAGGAAUUCCUCGUAUGUCUUCAUUGACAGAAAAUCCAAGAAUGUUGAUUCCACAGCAGCAAAACAACGCGAAAUAUAUCAUUGUUAAUGCCAAUGAUGAAGAAUUGGACAACACAAUUGAUAUUUGCCAAGUUGAAGUUCAACCACAGCAGAUGCAACAAGUUCCUCCUGAUACACUUUCCACUUGCAGCAUCGCUAUCCAAUCAAUUAAUCAUUUGAGAGAUCUUUUGAUACAAUUAUCAAAUUCUCCGAAGAACGAUCAACUCAGAUUCGAAGCAGAAUUCGAAUUACAGAAAGUUGAUAGUGAUAUUUUCGAUGCUUUGAUGUUGUUGCAUCCAUUGACACAAACAGAUCAAACAGCUGCAAUGUUAUACCAGAAAUUCUACGAAAUCAUUUUGCAAAUCAGACAUCAGAUGGAUGUGAUUUCCACAAGAAACAUCACUCCUCUUUCCGUCUCAAAGAUCAACAAUGAUUUGACAUAUAUGGUUAACCACGUUGAUAACUUAAUCACACCCGAAACAAUGGCUUCUUUGCCACAAGAUCAACAAGAAAGAGUCAGAAACAUGGUCGAUUAUAUCAAAGAUUCUUAUUACGAUAUACAACAAGCACAAUCCGCUUUGGAAGCAAAUGCUGCAAACGGAAUUGCUGUUAUUGAUGCACAAAAGAACAUCGUUGAACUCAAAUCGAAACUUCCUGAAUUCAACCAAGAAUUGUUGCAUCUUUCCGCUAUCAACAAGAAUGUCGCAAUUCCUGUUAUCAUCGAGAGAUUGUCAAUGAACAUUGAUAAGGCAAUUCAAGAGAAACCUGCUGAAGAUGUUUCUAAUAUUCCUUAUCUCCUUAAAUUCCAGGAAGCGAUGUUAUCUUUGCAAGAACUUAUUAAUGAAUUGGUUUUGAGUUCUGACCAAGAAAAGAUCAAAGCAGAUAUUGAUCUUUCAACACGUGCAAAGAUGACAAUUGAAAAGGCACAACAAACUUAUUUGAACAUGGUUGAAUUAAGAAACCAAUUAUUGGAAGAUCCUUAUAACGAUGAUUUGAUUAAAGACGCAUUAGAUUUAGUCAGAGAAGGUAUUGAGUCAAUGACAGAAAUAUCUAAUCUAUCUAAGCGUAUUGCUGAUGUAUCACAGAACUUCAAGAUUCCAACAAUCAAUGAACAAAUCUCAACCAAGCUCGAAGAAGUUGUCAAAGUUUGUGACAAUUCCAAACAAAAUGAAAAAGUGUCAAUGAUUUCUGGUCCACCACAAAAGAUCGAAAAACCAACAGUUGAACAGAUGCAAUCAGUCAUUGAUGCUGUCACACACUUAGCACAAGUUGUACAGUUCUACAUCAGUCUUCCUGAAGUUGAUGAAGAUGAUGAAAAGAGGAAAGACGCUGUCAGAUUGUACGAAUACAUGUCAAGUGUUUUAGUUUCAAUGAAAGAAAUGGGAGAGAAUCCAACAGAAGACAUUUUCGAGUACGCGAUACAGAUCUCCAGACUUGCAGACAAAUUCCAACAAAUUGCAAUGACAGUUCCUACUUAUACAUGCAAUGAAAACGCUGAUCAAUUAAUUCCUUAUGGAAUACAAUUGUUGCAAACAGUUAAACCUGUUAUAAUUGCACAAGAGCAAGAAAGACCUAAGAUGGAAGAAAUUGUACCAAAUGUCACUCCUGAAUUGAUCAAAUCUUCUUUGGUUGAUGUUUCUAAGACUCUUGGAACAUUCAACCAAAAGAUUUACGAAGUUACUAAUUCAGAAACAGCUCAAAAGAACCAAAUUGUUCAGAAGACAUUCACAGAUUGGAGUAACUCUAUUAACGCAACAAUCGAAAGAGUUAAUGCUCAUAUCAAUUCGCCAAAUUAUAAUAUUAAACAAGCGAAAUUAGAUAAAGAAGCAUUGAAUCAACUCCAACAGAAAGUUAACUUGAUUCCAAUGAACGUCAGAAGGAAUUUGGAUGAGAAAUUGAUUACAGACAUUACUGCUUCUAUCAGCGAUGUUGUUGAUAAGACAAAUGUCUUUGUAACAAUGAUCAAACAGUUACCAACAGCGAAGAAGAUCGAAAUCAAAGUUCCUCCAGCUCCAGAAAUCAAAGAAGAUGAUGAUAUUGAAGACACAAUUGUCGUUGUCCAGAAACAAGCACAAAUUAUCAACGACACAAUCCAAAGAAUUGCUCAAUCUCCACAAAUCGCAGCAUCUCCAAAUGCUCAAGCUGUUGUUCAACAAAUGUCCGAAAACUUGAAAGCUCUUCAAACAGAAGCAUUAAAUGCACAAGAUGAAAAGGUUUUGUACCAAAGAUUGAACAUGAUCAAAGAACAAAUGCCAAGCAUCAUUUCCAACGCAGAAUUAAUUGAACCAAUCAUUGAAUCACCACAAUUCACUUCCAUCCUUAAAUCCUUCAAUGAUUCCUCUAAUUCUAUCACUAAGCUAAUCACUGUUCCUCACAUGAACAAGGCAACAUCUGUUAAGUUUAUCCAACAUGCUCAACCACAGUUACAAAACUUCGUUGCUGCAUUAGCUGCUACAUCAGAAUUAGCUGAAGUUAAAGAUAAUCCAUCAUUGAAGUCAAAGUUCGAAGCAUUGAUUGCUCAAUCACAAACAAUCAUGAAAGAACUACCAACACUCAAACCAAGACAAGCACAGUUAGUUUGUGAUGAAAUUUAUUCAGCAACAUGCGGAAUUUUGCCAAUUUUAUAUGAUUCCAAUUUCGAUCAACUUGAAGAAGCAGCACAGAACAUUGCUUUAGUAUCAGAAGUAUUUACUUCAUUACCAAAGACUCGUAAGCCUAAAUCAGCACAAUUGAUCAUCAAAGAUCCAGUCAUGAAACAAGACAAUGUUAAACAAGCUGUUCAAGAAUCAUCAAAUGUCAUCAUGGAGAAUGAAACAUCAAUUCCACAACAUGUAAUAGAAAGUAUCAUUGAAGACUUAAAUGUUAUCAAUGAUCAUAAGGAUUCAUUGCCUGUACACAUUGUUAAAUCAUUACAGGCAAUUACACCACAAAUCAAACAAGGAAACACAAAGAGUUUGAUUGAUUGUGUUAGAUUAAUUUCUGUUUGCGAAAAAGAUUACGAAUUACGUAAUCAGAUGUUAUCUGAUAUUGCAACAGCUGCUGCAGUAAAUGCUGCUCAACAAGUAAUUGAUUUGCAGAACUCCAUCAAAGCAUUACAUAAUCAAAUUGUUUCUAAUCCAACGAAAUUCAAUGCAGAAGCUAAAUACUAUGAUCAUAUUGCUCAAUCAAGCAUCAAAGAAUCUGAUGCUAAAUUGUUAACAGAAACUAAAUCAUUCUCUGCAGCUUUAGUUAACAGAGAGUCAUUGAAUGAUGCUUCACAAGCUAUUUCUUUGUUGUUAGAUUCAAUCAAAGACAAUGAAUCAGUUAAAGCAAUUUCACAAACAUUGUCUGAAUCAAACAACAAUUUAAUCAAGACAUUACAUCAAUUCGAUAUGUGUCUUGGCGAAAUAUUCUUGAGCCAAUUGGAUAAAAUUGUCACUGCUUGUGAUAAUACAAUCAUUCAGAACCCAGGAACAGCUUCUCCUGCGAUGAAACAAUUCGUUAGACAGACAUUCCCACUCUUGAAGAAUACAAACAGAUCAAUAGAAUUAGGUCCUUCCGAAUUAGUUCAAAUAUCAAAUCUUUAUGAUGCAUUCAAUAAAUCUGUUGUUCCAACAUUGACAAACAUUCCUCCAGCAUACAAAGAUGAGAUUGCUGCUGCAACAAAGGCAUUGACACCGAUGAAACCAUUGAUUUCAUCAUGGAAGACUCCAAUUCCAUUGACAGGAAAACAAGAACUUCGAAAUGUCAUCAGAGGAACAGCUGUUCAACUUGAAAACAUCGCUUCUUCAGAAGAUAAUGUUAACAUUAACAUUCCUGAUGUUUACGCAAUGUCCCAGAAUUUGCAGAUUGCAGCAAUCAGAGCUAAAUCUGCUGGUAUUGAAAUGGCAAAGAUCGAUCCAUUGGUUCAACAAACAGUACAAAACCAGAAAUUAUUAGAUCAAGCUGUUGAAUCAAAUGAUGUCGAAAAAGUCAAAGAAAUUGCAAAGAAUUUGGCUGCAAUUUCUUCACAACUCAAAUUGGAAAUCACAAAUAUUGUUCCAAUUGUUGAUGCGAACGAAACAAGUGUCAAACUCAUUAAUCCUGAGUUGUAUCUCGCAACAAUUGCUGAUGCAUCAUGUCUCAAUGUUGCAAAGACAGCAGCAGUGUUGAUGAACCAAUACAAGACGAAAUUAGAUACAUUGCAAAAGACUAAACCAGAAAUAAUCAAGAAAGAUAUUACUACUCCAGAGUUAAUUGCAAGAUCUAAUAUCGAAAGCCAAUCAUCAAUUUCUGUUGCAUUGAAUCCAAUCAUUUCUAUCACAUCAACACAAGUUCCAACAAUUGUACAAAGUGUACAAGAAACAUCUAAGGUUGGAGCUGUUUCUGCUUUGUCUGUUCCUAUCCAACAACAACCGAAGUUAGUUGAGUCAAACAUCGAAUUCAUGAUGGCACAAAGACUCGAAGGAAUCAGACAGAAGCAGUUGAACGAAUUCCCUGAUGUCGUGAAGAUGUUGUCCAAACCAAUCGACGUCAAACUCAGUGAAGACACAAUCACAAAUGCAAUGAUGUCGAUCCAGCAGCAAACACAGUUAUUUGCAAACGAAGAAGAACUCAGAAAAACAAUUUCAAGAUUGACUCCAGAUGACAUCAUUGUACAGCAACAUGCAUUGAAACUUAUGACAGAAAACAUCCAGUUGAAGAAGACUGAUGCAAACAUUGCUGAAGCUGCUCAAUUAGUUCAAUCGAAGAAGGUUGAAUUGUUAGAAGCAGUAGCAAUGAAUGAUGAGAAACCAGAUCUUCAACUUAAAUCUGUGGAAGAUGUCAAUAGAUCUGUACAAAGAGGUUUCUCAACCGUCAAUUUGGUUGAAACGUUACAAGCUUUGCAACAACAAAUCAUUGCAAAGACACCAGAACUUCUUAAAUACGUCAGAUCUCCUGAAGGAAUACAACUUCUUAAGGCACCAAUUCCACCAACAAAGUUAGUUGAUGUACAACAAAGAUUGAUACAAACAAUUAAAGUUGCUGAUUCCCCUGAACAAUUAGAUGUUAUUUUAACUAACUCAACUCCUGAUGAUAUGAUAACAACAAUGAGAAUCAUUGAUUCUUCACUUAAUUUGUUAUCUUCCGAUGAUGUUUAUAAUAUCAUCGCUGAUCCAAAUAUCGAAACAACUCCUAUUGGUGUUCUCAAGGCAACGAAUAAUUUGUUGCAAGAGAAACUCAAAGCUAAUGAGGAUCACGCGAAGAUGAUGACAUUGAUUCAAACAGAAACUGUUGCAAAAUCUCAGGAAUUUGUUAUGGAUGCAUUACAGAGAUUGAACUUGGCUCAAUCAUUAAUGACAAUCCAGCAAUUCCAUACAUCUGUUGUUCCUCAUCUUCAACAGAAAUUGCAGGCAGUUGAUGUUUCUAAACCUGUUAACAAAGAAUUAGUUGACAUGUACAUUCCAAUGAUUUCACAAGAACUUGAAUACGUCAAUCAUCCACAGCAGUUUGCAAUGGCAAUUCCACAGUUGAAUCCAGAAGAUGUUGAACAACAACAAGAAGUUUUGGCUUCAUUGGCAGCAACAUUAGCAACAUCUAAGAAAUCAGCAAUUAAAUAUGAUUUAUCUAACAUGAAGAACACAACAGUUUCAUUGUUAGAUAAAGUCCAAAACGAUGUUUCAGACAACUUAGCUGAUAAACCAGAACAAUUGCAUCUAGUUAAAGUUAAGAAUGAUCAAUCAUAUGACUUCUUUGCACAGCACCAACAACUUCUAAAUGCUUGCCAACAAACAUUAGAAAUGGGAUCUGUUUUGCAAGUUAUUCGACAAAAAGUUCCAAAUAUCGAUCAAUUAUUAACAAAUGGCCAAGCAGAAAAUCUUUGCAGCGCUAAGUUAAAUGAUAGUUCUCUUCAUGAUACUAGAGAUAAGAUGCUUGUUUUGCAACAAUCAACACGAGAAAGCUUCAAAUCUCUUAACGAAGCAAUUCAAAAUGUCAAGAUGGAAGAUUUAGUAGUUAUCUUCAGUUUGAUGUCAACACAGAUGAUGCGAAUGAAAGAUUUAGAUGCAGUUGUCACAGUUGUUAAAUCUAAAUCAAUGCAAUCAAGAAUCUUCGACAAAUCAUUGUUGAUUCAACAAACACCAAGAAAAGUUGAAACGAAGAAAUUAGUUACAGACACACAAAACGUCAACAAUGACUUAUCAGAAUCAAUGAAAGAUUUGUCACAAGCACAAUUGUGUUCAAGCAUUGCAAAUCUCAUGAAGAUCAGACAAGAUGCAAUACAAGUUGAUCCUAAAGAGAAAGUUGAAAUUGUUAAAUCACUUCAACAAAAUCCAGAAAAACUUGCUCAGUUGCAACAACAAACAUAUCAACAAUUAUACCAAGUUGCAGUUGAUCCAGAACAAGUUAAACAAUCAGUCAGUAAAGAAGACAAAGAAGCACAAGUUGCACAAGCAAUGCUUCUUCAACAUCUUUCAAUGGCUGCAGCAGCUCCUCAAUACAUCGCCGCUGCUUGCAAAGACAUUGAUUACACUAAAAUCCCAUCAAUUGAACAAUCAGGUGCUUUGUCACAAGUUGCAAUUACAAACGCAACACAGAUCUCAGGCAAAUUGAUUGGAUUCCAGAGAGCUUUGUUGACACAAGAUCCAUCACAAUUACUCAAGAUGGCAUCACCAGAUAUUGCAACAAUUGAUGCAAUCAAUGUUGCAACUAAAGAAAACUUGGAGAGAUCACAACUCAGAACAAAGAUGUCUGCAAUCCAAAGAGACAUUGUUUCAAAGAAUCCACAGAUUGUUCAAGCAAUACAUCAGUCAACAAUCUCUAAUCCAAAUGUCAGCCAAAUCAAUUUGAAUACAGAUGAAGUCAAGCUCUACCAGGGCGAAAUCAAGACAUUGGUUGGAACAAAUGCAUCUCCAAUUGUCAUUAACAACAUGAUGGCAACAGCAAACCAAGAUCAAAUGGUCAAGAAGAUGGCUGUUUUGAACGAUUUAAUUCAAAUCACGAAACCAGCAAAUCCAGUUGUUACAACAUUCUCAAACAUUGCUGGAUUGGAUUCUAUCUUGAACACACAGAUCAAUGCAGAUAUCGCUGUUGUUUCAGCUGCUCCUUUAGUUACGAAGAACUACAGAUCAGAACAAAACAUUGUUGCAAAUGCAGCACAAAGAGCGAGUGAAGUUGUUCCAAUCAUGGCACAAUUCUCUGCAUUGCCAAUCUCAGAAUGCAAGAAUAUUUUCGCUACAACUAAUACGAGAGCGAUUGAAAUUGUUUCUAAACUUAUGACUACAAAGAGUAAUUCUGAACGAGAAGAAUUAGUUGAUGAGCUUUCAAAGCAAUGUCCUAAACUCGUUGCAUCAUUGACAAGACACUUAGCAAUGAUCAGUGAUUCUAAACUUCGAUCACAACUCAUUGCAGAUCCAGCACAAAUUCUCCAGAUUGUCAAUGAAAUCUCCUCUUCUUCAUCAGAUUUAUCAAAUCCACAGAACCAGCAGAGAUUCAGACAAAUGUGCACAGCUUUGUUACAGAACUUGAAGAACUUAUAUGCAUCAUUAGUCCAUGUCAAUGUUGCCAAAACAACAGUUACAGCAGAACCAGAAACAACAACAAGUAAUGUGUUGGAGAGCUUCGAGAAACUUGUUGCUGCCAUUGAUACAAAUGAUAUCGAGAAGAUUUCACAAGAACUCAUUGAUUUCACAGCAAUGAAAGUCAAGAGAACAGCUCUCAACGAAACUAGUGCAAACAUUGAUCCAAUCAUCGAUCAAAUUUCUCAAAUCGACAAAGCCGUUCAGAGAUAUUACAUCACGAACUCAGCAGCUGAUGGUCAGUUAACAACAGUCCUUAACCAAGUUAAGAGCAACUCAAUCCAAAUCCUCAAACGUGAAACAGUUAAUGUUUUCAAACAAGUUGCUGAUUUAGGCUCUAUUGCACAAAUCGAUGGCUAUUUCACACAGGCUAAAUCAGAUAUCAAUGAUGCUACAAACAAACUUAUUCUGUCUGUCCAAGCAAGAAAUCCAGAGAUGCAAAAAGACGCCAUUAAUUUGAUCAUCAAGAGCUUCGCUUCCUGCGAAUCAGCCAUGUACAGAGGUUUUGAAUUAUCAAACAACAUCAACUCUGUCAUUGCCACUGAUUACUUGUCCAUGGUCUGCAGCGGAUCAACAGCAACAAGGAACAUCAUUGAAGUUGCUAAAUCACGUGCAGUAUCAUCAACAGUAAUCAGAAGAGCGACAAGAUCAUACAACAGAAUCAUCGAAUCAAUGUCAUCAAUGUUGCAAGAUACAUCUAAGACAGAGAACGAGAGCAAGUCUCAAUUAGAUCUGGCUAAAGUUGGCUUCGUCAAUGCUUUAGCUGGAUCCGUUAAGACUAUGUCUUCUGCAUUGGCAACAUGCGCGAACUGCAAAGUUCCAGAAGUAUAUUUGUCAUUCCUUGCAACAGAGAAACCAGUUUUCGACCAAAUUGUUCCAACAAUUGUUAAAAUUGCUUCUCAAGUUACAUCAUGCAACACUAACAAACAAGCAGGUGCUGAUUUCAGCUCAUUGAUUGAUUCUCUUGCAGAAUCAAUCAAUGAUUUCCAGAAGUGCUCAUUCAACCCGAAGACAGAGACAGAACAAAGUGCUCACGCUUUCUUGAAAGUUGCAGCGAAAACACAGAAGAUCUUGGUUGCAAUGAAUUCAUUGACCGAUGUUAUUCCAAAGACUCCAGAUAUGGAAAGUGCAGAAUUACUUCCUAAAGAAUUCAAGCUUCCUCAUGUUCCUAACACAGAAAACAUUGAUAUCCAUCAUUGUUUGGAUGUUUUGAUCCAAUCGAUCAAAGAUUUCAACGAAAAGAAGACAGUUUUCUUCCAAAUUGUCAAUCAUCCACAGGCAACAAAUCAAUACAUUGUUCAGUCAUUCCAGCCAUUUAUGCAACAGAUGUCUCAAACAAUCACACAAGUUUUGGCUUGUUCUGCUACUGCUUAUUCAUUAGAUCACCAGAGUUCUUUGGCUUCAGCUGCUGGUUUGAUCACAACAGACUUCAGUUCUUUCUUGUCUGCAUUGAGAAACAGAUUCCUUUUGAUUGGCGAUUUCGAUGCAAACUCUUCACAAAUCAUGGAAUCCAUUUCUAAUGUUUUAGAUCAGACAAUCAAGACAGCUACAGAAGCUUCAGAAUUAGCUAAGAACUCAGAAGGCGAGUUCAAAGCUAUCAUUGAUAAGUUGCAUCCAGCAAUUGUUGCAAUCAACGCCAGUAAGACAGAAUAUGAGAAAUACAAGGAACAAAUCGAAAACAACGAACAGAACAGAUUCACAGAACUUGCAAAGACAACAAUCAUCGAACCAUGCUUAGGUAUGUCAACAGCUGCUCACAAGUUGUUGCUCUUCUCAUGUGGAAAGUUGGAUGCUGUUGAUAAUUUCGAUAAUUUGGCAGAGUUCGCAAUGAAAUUAAUUGCAACUCUCAAUGAAGCUAUGGAGACCGCGAAUACUGUCAUCAAGAACAGACCUCCUGUUGCAGAAGCAUUCAUCUCUCCAUGUUUGAGCUCUGUUGGAGAAUGCGGAAAGACACUUGCACAGACAGCAACAAAGAAUGCAGAAGCGCAGAAGCUUCUCGAUGCUGUUUUAACACUCGCAAACGCUAUUCUCAACCUUGCAUCAACAACUGCAGCAACAGCAGCAAGAAAGUCUCAACCAAAGGCUCAGGCAAAAUCAGGUUCAGGAUCUGGACCUUCAAUCGCAGUUAAAUCUAAUCUACUCAAGCGUUUGGACCUCGAAGCUAGAGUUAUCAAAGCAAGAACACUGCUUGAGAAAUACGAGAAAGAUUUUGCUAAAUUAAAUUAA